Molecule: messenger RNA, 5924 nt
Organism: Galeopterus variegatus (Sunda flying lemur)
Lineage: Eukaryota; Metazoa; Chordata; Mammalia; Dermoptera; Cynocephalidae
Gene: ZNF629
Product: zinc finger protein 629
Exons: 3
Coding region: 117-2639 (840 amino acids)
Source: RefSeq, a predicted model, not a curated record
GCCCCCUGCAGCAGGGCAGUCAAGGGGUUAAAUCCCCCGGGGCUGGAUUCCGCCUUCCGGCUUUUCCCAGACCCCAGAGCCGGUCCCUGGAACCCUCUGCAGUGCUGAGCUCUGGGAUGGAGCCUGAGACAGCGCUGUGGGGCCCGGAUCUGCAGGGUCCUGAACAAAGCCCCAACGAUGCUCACAGAGGUGCCGAGAGUGGGAACGAAGAGGAGAGCUCUCAGCAGGAAAGUUCUGGGGUGGAGAUCAUCUUGGGAGAUCCAGCUCAGAGUCCAGAAUUCAAGGACCCACCAGAGAUGCCCCCGGAGAGACCCUCCCAGGAUCCCUCAGUCCCCCAGGACCCCCCAAUCCCACUGGGUCACUCCAACCCCUUGGACCACCAGACCCCUCUGGACUCCCCAGCCCCCGAGGUAGUCCCUACCCCAUCUGACUGGACCAAGGCCUGUGAGGCCAGUUGGCAGUGGGGGACUCUCACCACGUGGAACAGCCCCCCGGGGGUCCCCACCAAUGAGCCCAGCCUGCGGGAGCUGGUGCAGGGCCGCCCCUCCGGCGCUGAGAAGCCCUACAUCUGCAACGAGUGCGGCAAGAGCUUCAGCCAGUGGUCCAAGCUGCUGCGGCACCAGCGCAUCCACACGGGCGAGCGGCCCAACACCUGCUCCGAGUGCGGCAAGAGCUUCACGCAGAGCUCGCACCUGGUGCAGCACCAGCGCACGCACACCGGCGAGAAGCCCUACAAGUGCACCGAGUGCGAGAAGGCCUUCACCCAGAGCACCAACCUCAUCAAGCACCAGCGAUCGCACACAGGCGAGAAGCCCUACAAGUGCGGCGAGUGCCGGCGGGCUUUCUACCGCAGCUCGGACCUCAUUCAGCAUCAGGCCACCCACACAGGUGAGAAGCCCUACAAGUGCCCCGAGUGCGGCAAACGCUUCGGCCAGAACCACAACCUCCUCAAGCACCAGAAGAUCCACGCAGGCGAGAAGCCCUACCGCUGCACCGAGUGCGGCAAGAGCUUCAUCCAGAGCUCAGAGCUGACCCAGCACCAGCGCACGCACACUGGGGAGAAGCCCUACGAGUGCCUCGAAUGCGGCAAGAGUUUCGGCCACAGCUCCACCCUCAUCAAACACCAGCGGACUCACCUGCGCGAGGACCCCUUCAAGUGUCCCGUGUGCGGCAAAACUUUCACCCUGAGUGCCACGCUGCUGCGGCACCAGCGCACACACACGGGCGAGCGGCCCUACAAGUGCCCCGAGUGCGGCAAGAGCUUCAGCGUCAGCUCCAACCUCAUCAACCACCAGCGCAUCCACCGGGGCGAGCGGCCCUACAUCUGCGCCGACUGCGGCAAGAGCUUCAUCAUGAGCUCCACCCUCAUCCGCCACCAACGCAUACACACGGGCGAGAAGCCCUACAAGUGCUCCGACUGCGGCAAGAGCUUCAUCCGCAGCUCCCACCUCAUCCAGCACCGACGCACCCACACGGGCGAGAAGCCCUACAAGUGCCCUGAGUGCGGCAAGAGCUUCAGCCAGAGCUCGAACCUCAUCACCCACGUCCGCACCCACAUGGACGAGAACCUCUUUGUGUGCUCGGACUGUGGGAAGGCCUUUCUGGAGGCACACGAGCUGGAGCAGCACCGGGUGAUCCAUGAGCGGGGGAAGACUCCAGCCCGAAGAGCGCAAGGCGACACCCUGCUGGGGCUUGGGGAUCCCGCCCUGCUGACCCCGCCUCCCGGAGCCAAACCACACAAGUGUCUGGUCUGUGGAAAGGGCUUCAAUGAUGAGGGUAUCUUCAUGCAGCAUCAGAGGAUCCAUAUUGGAGAAAACCCCUACAAACACGCAGACGGUCUCAUCGCACACCCAACCCCCAAACCUCCUCAGUUCCGAUCCCCGAGGCUCCCUUUUGGAGGGAAUUCCUACCCAGGUGCUGGGGAGGGCAGAGCUGACCCCCCAGGACAGCCCUUUAAAAUGCCUGAUGGUCAGGAGAGCUUCAGCCAAAGGCUGGGGCUGCUCUCUUCCAAGUCCUACAUUUGUUCCCACUGUGGAGAAAGCUUCCUGGAUCGCUCUGUGCUCCUCCAACAUCAGCUCACCCAUGGCAACGAAAAGCCCUUUCUCUUUCCUGAUUAUAGGAUUGGCCUAGGGGAAGGGGCAGGGCCCAGUCCCUUCCUAAGUGGAAAGCCCUUUAAAUGCCCUGAAUGCAAAAAAAGCUUUGGCCUCAGCUCUGAGCUGCUGCUGCACCAGAAAGUCCAUGCAGGCGGGAAGUCCCAAAAGAGUCCGGAGCUGGGGAAGAGCUCCUCCGUCCUCCUGGAACACCUCAAGAGCCCCCUAGGGGCCAGACCCUACAGCUGCUCAGAUUGUGGGGCCUCCUUCCUUGAUCGCCUAGCCCUCGCCAGGCACCAGGAAACCCACACCCAAGAAAAGCCCCCCAGACGCGAGGACCCUAUUCCAGAACCAGCCACCCUGUCCACAAGCCAGGAAGGUGAGGGAGAGGCCCCCACCCCCACAGGGAGCAGCAGCCACAAGGAAGGGGAAAGCCCCAAAACCCUCUUGGAAGAAAAGCCCUAUUUGUGCCCUGAGUGUGGAGAUGGCUUCACAGAAGUCGCAGCCCUACUGCUCCACAGGAGCUGUCACCCAGGUGUCUCCCUUUGAAAUGGGUCUGGAGAGACCAGGGGCCUCUCUCUCCUGAGAGGAACACUGGAUCACCCAAAAAAAUAUGUGGGGGGAAAGGACAACCCUAUCAGAUUAUAGAGAAGUGGAGGAUAAAGAACCCUGGGGAAAAAAGUGCUUUUCCAUCAGUGAUGAGAAACCCUAUAAAAUUGUUGGUGGGAACCACUUAUAAGGCAGUAGAGAAAAACUGUCGGGUUAGAAACCCUAUAAAUAUGUAGGAAAAAAAGCCCUUUAAGUCUGUAGCAGAACCCUAUAAACCAUAGUGGAUAAAAGCCCUAUUAAUUGUAGGAUGAGGUCCCAAUAUGUCUCUAGACAACCCUAUAAAACUGUAUCAAAAUCCUGUAGGGGAAGUGUAGGAAAUGCAGCAGUGGCAUCAACUUGGGAGGAGUGACCCUCAGAAGGUGCAGAAAACACCUCCCAUCCGCUCGUUCCACAGUGUUCUCUCCCCCAGGAGGAUGGGAGAGAGCCUCUCUCCCAGCAGCCAUGGACAGUUAACACUGAGGAAGAUGCUCAGCUGGGUAGUAGUGUGGGAACUGGGUGGAACUGGAAAAGGAAAACAGUACAAAAAUAAAUGACAAGGAGCUCUCAGACCCACAGAGGAGAUAAGACAGACUAGGAAGAGAAAGUCCAGCUCAUUGCACUGGUGGUUCCUUGGGGUAUGAGGCCAACCUUAGCUGAAUUGUGUGUGAGGGGAAGAGGUCUAUGGACUCCCUUAUCAAAAAGAACCCAAAAAUGGGGAUGAAAAAAAAUUAUGUCAGUCCUUUUUAAAGGCUGAAGUUUGGGGUGCAUAAAAAACUUUUGAGUGUAAGAAUACUGAAAGUCCACCACAAAAGUUAGGGGACAGAGUGGGGGGAUUUCUGUUAGGUUUCUUUGAAGGAAGCAAACCCAGGUGGAGAAACUGUUCAGGUGAAACCCACCAAAAACUCCAGGCCAGUUUCUCCCACUUCCAGGAGCUUGUUAAUCUGUAAGUGCAAGCAGCUCCCAGCUCAGGCCGCCAGGGUUCUCCCGGAGCCAGGCAGGACUACCCUUUCCCCAGCCAAGCUGGGGACUUGUACUCUGAGAGGCGUCCAGGGAAAGGGUGCCUCCUGCCACAUUCUCAGGUCUCACUGUCAGGAGUUUUUCCUGAAAUCUAACUGCCACCAGUCCUGCUGCAGUGGCAGCCCGUUCUUCAAAUUCUGUCCUCAGUGGAGAGAACUGCUGCUAGUUGACCUCCAAAGAAUAAAGCCCAUCAGAGACUCAAGGCUUGUGUGUGGUUGUCCUCCCUAGACUUCUCCAAGUCAGUGAGAGCUAUGUGUGGGUUCACGGUGGCAACAAGGGACAGCAAGUGGACAGAACAGAAAGCUUUGGUCAGCUAGCAACCUGAUUUUAAACCUCAGCCUUUCAUCUGAGCUGGUAGCAAGGCUUCCUGCAGGAUGAACCUGGCCACAUGCAGAGCACCCCCACAGACUGGACAUAGGUCUCUACAGCGUCUAUGGAGACCUGACCCUUCCUCUCCCUGCUCCCUGGAGCCCUCUGAGGCUGUGAUGACCCGACCCAAUCCUGGCCUUGGGAAGAGACGGAUUCCACCCACUCAGCUUCUCUCUCCUGCUUAGCCAGAACCCUUCAGAGGGAAACGGAAGGAUGACAAGCGUUCCCCUGCCAGGCCCCUCUCAUCACACACACCACACUGUCACACACUUGCAUAAACCAGCCAAACCUGCUCACAUCACUGGGCAUGUGUAGCAGGGGAGAGACUGUUGCCCUAUAAUAUGGUUGAAGAGAGAAAACGAGAGAGAGAAACAUCUGUAACAAGAAUCCCACACCCUAACCCUGGAGAGCCUUAAAGAAGGAGAGGACUCUGCUUAGUGCUGGUUCAGAAAGGAAGUGCUCACUGUACUGGUAAUGUGCUGUCCUGGAGUGACAGGACUGAGAUGCCAGGUGAGGACAGGGGUGACCUGGAUUCCUGCGAAGCUGUGGAAGCGACCUAAUUUUAUUACCUACAAGUUCAAAAGUUGAAAAUCUUUUACCCUUCAUCUAUCCUGCCUCCAAAGGGAUGACCCUCACAUUUAAAAGGAUCAAAAUGUAGAACAUUGUGGGAGAAGAAACCCAGGCCACUGGUGAGAGUGGAAAGGCAGGUCUUCUAUGAUUGUGGGGAGGACCUUGCUGACGUCUGCAUGAAGCCCUGGCCCAUCCAAGCACCAGGCAGAGAAACACUACUGAAAGGGGAGCAGCCUGCCUGCCAAUCUCUGUUGGCAGAAAUGUCGAUAAAGGGGACGCCCCUAAGACUGAGAGAAAUCCUCCAAGUCUAAGCAGACUUUUCCUCCUCUAAGAUGGUAGCAGAAGGAAACUUAAGUUGUUGAGACAAGCCUUUUGUAAAGCUAUAGAAGUAGAUUCCCCCAGAAACAAGUCUGAGGAAUCUGUCCCCAGAAGAAUCUUGGGGAGUAGCUUUCGGGGCUAAGAGGCCAGUCUGGGGGAGGAGGUCAGUGUAGUUGAAAGCCGACUGUAGGCCUAUUGAGGACUAGGGUGUAGCAUACAUAGUAGGAUGCUCGCAUGUUGUAGGGAGGGUGAGGGCUAAGGGUCUUGGCUCUGGUACUGAGUGGAGGAUGUGGACAUGAUUGGUGGGGUCUGGGGUUUCAUAGUAGGAAAGGGACAGAGUCAGAGGCCUCCGGGGUGUAAGCUGUUCUCUCUUGCCCACCUCCCUAAGCUCCUUUAGCCAGGAGCUUUCCUCCCAGAGCAAGCUAUGUCUUGGGAAGAACUAAGCAGGGAGGGGGCAGUAUCCAGAGUCCCUCCGACCAGCUCAGGCAAAGGCCCAGGGGUUGAGGCACUUGUCCACCAAAACUGAGUCUGGAAGGUGUAACAUAGCCAGACCCUCUUACCCAACUUCACACAGACCCCUCACAAGUGCCCCGGUGGAAGAGCCCAACAGACAGGGGUCAGGGAGUCAUUGGUGGAAGCAGAAGGGAGAGCAGAAACUGACCUGAGCUUAGGGUGAAACUUGAAACUGCUGUGGAUAUGGAGGUCAGAUGGGAACUCCAAAGAACUGGGCAGGAAUCCUGAAUGGUGGGGAAACUUGACACCAUCACAACCAAGAGGUGGGGUCCCAUGACACCACGCUGGAGGUGAGCAGCUCCCAGACUUCUUUGCCCCCAUUAGGAAAGCCCCACUCACCCAACUUGUCCCCAUGGAGUGAAGCGAGGCCCCGCUUUUGAGUGUUGUGUGUCAAUAGCAGUGUUGUGUCUCUGGUGGUCAUGUUGAUUAGUUGAAGAGAAUAAAGGGAAUAAGAUUCCC